Molecule: messenger RNA, 1854 nt
Organism: Linnemannia hyalina
Lineage: Eukaryota; Fungi; Mortierellomycota; Mortierellomycetes; Mortierellales; Mortierellaceae
Source: the annotation of a GenBank genome assembly
AUGCCCACGCGAUCCAGUACAAGAGAGUCAACCCCUGCUUCCAUUUCCCAUGCCUCUGUUCGCUCUUACCGCUCAGGAACUGGCUCCAGCUAUAACGCACAGUCCAGCAACCAAAAGGCUGACAGCUCUCAUUCACGUUCAAACACCCGUCGCUCCAAACAGUCAGGUGCUGCCUCUUCAAAAUCGACUGGUGGCAAGGACGGACAGAGCUUUGUCGCAGCCGUUGUCGAAGGUCGAGGCACCGGCGCAGAGGUCGGGAUGUGCUUCUGUGAUCUCAAAACCAGCGAGGUCAUCCUUUGUCAGAUCGCAGACUCGCAGACAUAUGUCAGGACGCUACAAAAACUGAACCUCUACGAACCAGCAGAGAUCCUGGUGCCAACAACGGCGGUGGACCCAGUCAACUCCAAGCUGGUCAACAUCAUCAAGGAGACGAUGCCAGCCAGCACCAUUACACCGAUUGCUCGUCGAUCCUUCAACGAUACCACAGGACUGGAGUACAUCAAAAGGUAUAUCGUCAAGGAAGGGUCGGCUUCAUUGCUACUCGGGAUCCCCACAAAGUACUUUUGUCUGGCCGCGACUGCUGCUGUCAUGCAACACAUCAAAGAGUCCCGUCAUGCCGUCUUUCUCAACCACUCAGUCCGGUUCAAGUACCAGAUCUGCACUGGGAGCAUGGUCAUUGACUGUGCAACUGCGCGCAAUCUAGAGUUGACAAUGAACCUUUCCAGUCAGAACGACAAGGAUACGCUUUUUGGGAUCUUGAACGAAACCUUGACUCCCAUGGGUGCUCGACUUCUCCGGUCCAACAUCUUACAGCCCCUGACUGAUGAACAGACGAUCCAGACUCGCUUGGACUCUGUUCAGGAACUGUCUCAAGUCGAGGAUCGAUUCUACGCCCUCAAGACCUCGCUCAAGACUCUAAUCGAUGUCGAUCAUCUGAUCACGUCUUUCAUCCAGGUCCCCACCAAGCCUAGCAUCAAACAUUCGGAACAGUGUAUCAACCAUGUCAUCAACCUCAAGCAUACGCUGCAUGCCAUCACCAGCGUCGCUGAAUCUCUCGGGCCUUGUCAGAACAGACUCUUGGUGACGAUCCUUCGGCUCUUGACGGACCCUCGGCUGGAAAAGUUCUCGGGUCUCAUCGAUGAAGUGAUCGAAAAGAAUGUAAUGCUGGAGAAGACAGCUGUUGGAAUCAGGCACCAGCGCUGUUUCGCUGUCAAGGCUGGCUGCAACGGUCUACUCGAUGUCGCACGACAGACCUACAAGGAGACCUGUAACGACAUUUUGGAUGUCACCAACUGUUAUGUGCAGGAAUACGGCAUCAACCUCAAGGUCCAGUUCAACGUUACGAUGGGUUACUACUAUACGACAACGGUCGACCAGCUCGGUGGCAACGAGGUGCCCUUGGUCUUCAUCAAUGUUGUCAAGAAGGGAAAAUCUCUGACGUUUACCACUCUGGAGCUAGUCAAGAAGAACGCAAAGAUUAACGACUCGCUGACGGAGGUAUACCUGAUGUCUGAUAAGAUCGUCAGCGACCUUUCAAGCAACAUUCGUGUCGAGAUCGGCGCUUUGUACAAGGCAUCCGAAGCUAUCGCGAUGCUCGACAUGUUGCUAUCAUUUGCCCACCAAUGUACCAUCGGCGACUUUGUCCGGCCAGAGUUCACCGACACCCUGGUCAUCAAGCAAGGACGGCACCCUAUUCUUGAAAAGAUCUCUUCGACGGCGUUCAUCUCCAACGACACAUAUGCGGGAUCAGCUAACACCUUUCAAAUCAUUACUGGUCCUAACAUGAGUGGCAAAUCGACCUAUCUUCGUCAAGUUGCCCUGUUGACCAUCAUGGCUCAAAUCGCCAGCUUGUAA